This is a messenger RNA of Solea senegalensis (Senegalese sole), 6098 nucleotides long. It is a transcript of the gene stim1a, whose product is annotated as stromal interaction molecule 1a. Gene Ontology annotation, biological process: store-operated calcium entry; activation of store-operated calcium channel activity; intracellular calcium ion homeostasis. The transcript has 13 exons. NCBI's taxonomy places the organism in Eukaryota, Metazoa, Chordata, Actinopteri, Pleuronectiformes, Soleidae. Gene Ontology annotation, molecular function: calcium channel regulator activity; protein binding; calcium ion binding. Gene Ontology annotation, cellular component: endoplasmic reticulum; plasma membrane. The record is from RefSeq and is a predicted model, not a curated record. The coding region runs from base 271 to 2295 and encodes 674 amino acids.
GCAAAAGAAGAGCGUCCCGCUCGUCUCUUCGUCCACAUUCUGCGGUUGUUUCGGUUCAGUCUCUUCUUCUCGGUCGCUGGGAAAGAGACGAGUCUUUUUUUCUCUCUCGCUCUCUCUCUUCGUCCAUAGUCGGGAGGAGGAGGAGGAGGAGGAGGUGGAGUUCACUGUGUGCUUCAACUCCGGGGGAACCAGGCAUCUGCUGCAAUGUUGACACGCAGCUGAAAGGACACAAUCUGCUGGCGCCGAUUACAUGACAGCACACCAUCAGCCAUGGAGUCUAUCAAAUCUGUGACCCUGUGGAUAUUUUGCUUGUGUCUCUUUGGGAAAAGUUUGACUGAAAAACCAAGUUCGCCCAUGCUGGACAGUCCAGUCGUAGAGAAUGGGAUGUCAGAUUUUUGUCGCAUCGAUGACUCACUGUGCAAGGAUGACAACGCACUCCUCAGCUUCGAGGCCAUCCGUAAUAUCCACAAGCAGAUGGACGAUGACGCCAACGGCAAUGUAGACGUGGCGGAGACGGAUGGCUUCCUGAGAGAAGAUCUUAACUACCAUGACCCGAAGGCCAAGCAUAACACUUUCCACGGGGAUGACCAGCUCAUCAGUGUGGAGGACCUUUGGAAUGCGUGGAAAGGCUCUGAAGUGUAUAACUGGACAGUGGAUGAGGUGGUGGAGUGGCUCAUCACCUACGUGGAGCUGCCACAAUAUGUGGAUGCGUUUCGCAAGAUGAACUUUAAUGGAAGUGCCAUGCCGAGGCUUGCCAUUAAAAACGCCACUCUGACUCUGUCUGUUCUGAAGAUUUUGGAUCGUAGCCACGUGCAAAAGUUGCAGCUCAAGGCUUUGGACACAGUUCUGUUUGGAGCACCUCUGAUGAAUAGACAUAACCACUUGAAGGACUUCAUGCUGGUCGUGUCGAUAGUCAUAGGCAUGGGUGGCUGCUGGUUUGCCUACAUCCAGAAUCGCUACUCAAAGGACCACAUGAAGAAGAUGAUGAAGGACCUGGAGGGCCUGCAGAGAGCUGAGCAGAGUCUGCAUGACCUGCAGCAGAAGCUGCAGAUCGCCCAGGAAGAGCACCGUACAGUGGAGGUGGAGAAGGUGAACCUGGAGCAGAAACUGAGGGAUGAGAUCAACACGGCCAAGCAGGAGGCCCAGCGACUGAGAGAGCUGCGAGAGGGCACAGAGAACGAACUGAGUCGCCAGAAGUAUGCAGAAGAAGAACUGGAACAGGUCCGAAUGGCUCUGAAGAAAGCCGAGAAGGAGCUGGAGUCUCACAGCAGCUGGUCGCCACCAGAUUCUCUCCAGAAGUGGUUACAGCUCACCCAUGAGGUGGAAGUGCAGUACUACAACAUCAAGAAGCAAAAUGCUGAACGGCAACUCCUGGUCGCCAAAGAAGGGGCAGAGAAGAUAAAGAAAAAGAGGAACACUCUUUUUGGGACUUUCCACGUGGCUCACAGCUCCUCUCUGGAUGAUGUGGACCACAAGAUCCUGGCAGCAAAACAAGCCCUCGGUGAGGUCACGGCUGCGUUGCGGGAGAGGCUUCAUCGCUGGCAGCAGAUUGAGAUCCUCACGGGUUUCACCAUCGUCAACAACCCGGGCCUGCCCUCGCUGGCUUCAUCCCUCAACCUGGACCCCACCUUCAUGGGCGGCAGAGCGACGCCGCAGCACUUCAUCAUGUCCGACGACAUGGACGACUUGGACGAGGAUAUCAUGCCCGGAACUCUGCAAUCUCCCAGUAUGAUGUCUCUGCGCCAACGCCACAUUGACCCCCAGCUGGCCAUGGGCUCCCAGAGGGACUUAAAUCGCUCCGACUCCGACUCCUCCCUGUCCCUCUCUCAAGUUGGCGAUCGGCUCGCUGCCUACAGCUCCAAGGGCCACAUAAUCAAGCCCACGUCUCUCAUGUACGGGCUGUCCGGCCGUGCGGAAGAUUCCGUCUCGCUGCACGCUUACACCCCUAACGGAGGGAACCGCAUUCAGGAGGGCAGCCCCGCCGAGUUCGCCGCCGACAGCCCCCUGCUCAUGAAGAAGUUGUACGGCAUGGAACAGUCGCCCAGUCCGGGAGACGUCAACAGUCUGACGGAGUCGUCCCGCUCCCUCAGCCCCAACUCCACCGAACCUGACACGCCGUCACCGACGGGAGGGCAGCUCGGGUCCGCGGCGUCCAAGAGCAACAGUCGCAUCCCGCAGCUGACGUCCAAGAAGAGCCCGCUGGAAGAGGACAGCGGCUCAACGGGAGAAGACACAGAUUCCACUGCCAGCCGCAAGAAACACACCUUCAAGAUCUUCAAGAAACCGAAGAAGUAAGGGGGCGACGUGAACUACAAGGCAAAUCAAAGCUGUUAAAGACUGUAUCUGUUUUUGGAGAAAAAGAGAAGAAGUUUGGGUCAGGGUUUAGUGAAAUGAUGCAUCGUUGUGUAGGUAUGUCUUGGUGUAGGACGCCUACUGUGAGAAACUGGACCGUGGGAGCAAGUAGCCGUUCUGUUUUAUCUGCGUCGAUCUACGUUGAAUAUGUGGGAGAAUGGGGUAGAUUUGUAUAUUGGAAUGUAUAGAAUUAUUUAUUCAGCAGGAAAACUCGUGCCAGUCUCGGAGGGAAACUGGUCUCCCAGUUGUUGUUUUUUCCUUUCUUGUUCUAAAAAUCUAUAACAUUUUUUGCAUGUCUUCUCUUUUGUUUUGAUUGAUAACGCGAAUGCUUAGUGUUUGCUUGGUUCUCGUCGUCGACUUGCGUGGACAACACUCGAUGUUUAUUUGAUUACUACCUAGCCACCUUGCCUAUGAAUCCAAAGUGAAUGCACACCUUUUUGUUUUUACUUUGUUUUUAUUGAUGGUUACACGUUUUCUUGUCUUUUGUUGUCGUCUUGCUGGCAGAACAAAGUAACGCAUUCUGGAAGUCCUCUGGAGAAGUGGAGUUAGUCUAAGAUUUCCCCCUUUUUGGCUGUCGAAAAUGGUGUAAAAUGGUGAAAAAACAACUUGGAUUUAAUCUGCAAAAGAGGGUUUGGGGCGAGAGGUAAAUCUGUCGUCACAGAUUGACCGUCAGAUUUUAGUUAGGGGGCUUUUGGGUCAAGGGUUUUUGUUUAAUAUAAUGGUUGAAUUUAAUGCCAAAGCUUAUCUUUAAUUACAUUUUGCGGUUGAUAGUAACUGUAUAUGUUAUAUCACUGAACCAGGAGGGAAAACAAGUGUUACAAUUUUUUUCAGUUAAAUGUCCAACAAGGAUGUUGGUAUCUAUUUUGUAUUUUCCCGAAGCAGAAGUGCUACCAGAAUCAGAAAUGACCAAAAUUUUAAACCUGACGUACACUGGACAAUAUACAAGAUGUCUGUCAAUGACCUAAAUGCGUUUUUUUUCAUCCUUUCAGACUUUAAAAAAAGGAAAAUCUCUUACAGAAAGGAAUACAACACUUUCAAUUUCAAGUCUAUGAUUUCUAUCCUGUUUCUGGUUGAUUGUGUUUUAAUGAUUUAAGUGGACGAUGAAAACUUCCCGGCAGUUUGUCGCUGAGGGCUGGGCGCUGGUAAGGGCUAAACUACAAGGCAAAAGCAUUUGCUCUGUAUGAAUUUAAAAAAAAAAAAACAAGAAAAAAUUGUGUUACAACCAUGUUGCCGUUCAACUUCUGUGGAAGCACAACAAGUUGUGGAGGCAGGAGACCAAUCAUGUCCAUGUGCCAAAUCUCCUUCUGUUUGAGGCCUUUGUAUUUAUAGUGUGUUCGGCCAUUUGAGCCUCAUAUUAUAUACAAAAAAAAAUACACAAAACUACACAAUAUAUACUUUAUAUCCUGCGUAGGGCUGGGUAUUGAACGUCAAUAUGUUUGGGGUGUCAACUGAACUUCGAGCUAGGUGUUGAUUUUCAUUGCGUUUGUGGCAUUGACCAAAUUUCGGGCCGGGUAUCAAGCUUCAAUUUGUUUGUAGUAUCGGCCGAAUUUUUGGCAGGGUAUCAAAUGUCAAUACUUUUGUGGUAUCGACAAAACUUUGGGUUCUUUUAGGUAUUGAUUGAACUUCAGGCUGGGUUUGUAUGGUACUUCACUUUGUCUGUAGUCAAAGCUUUGGCAGGCUAUCAAAUUUCAGCACUUUAGCGGUAUCGACCAAACUUUAGCGUUUACUAAACUUUAGGGUUUAGUGUUGAUCUUCGAUAUCUUUUCUGGCAUUGGUAGAUCUUCAGGCUCUGUAUUGAACAUCAAUUUGUUUGUAUGAUCGACCAAACCUUGGGUUUAGUGUUGAACUUCGAUUUGUGGGAUCGAUAGAACUUCAGGCUGGGUAUUGAACUCCACUUUGGCAGGCUAUCAAAUUUCAGUACGCUAGUAGUAUCGACCAAACCUUGGGUUUAACGUUGAACUUCGAUAUCGGUAGAACUUCAGGCUGGGUAUUGAACUUCAGUUUAUGUGUGGUAUUGACCUAAUUUUGGGUUUCAUAUAAGAUUUCAAAACUUUUGUGGUAUUAACAAAACUUCAGUCUUGGUGUGGAACUUCAAUUUGUUUGUUGUAUCAACCAAACCUUGGGUUUAGUGUUGAACUUCGAUACAUUUUUGGGAUCAACAGAACUUUGGGCUGAGUAUUGAACUCCAAUUUGGCAGGCUAUCAAAUUUCAGUACUUUAGUGUUAUCGACCAAACUUUGGGGUUUAGCUUUGAACUUCAGUAUGUUUGUGGGUUUGACAGAACUUCGGGCUGGGUAUUCCGCUUCAAUUUAUCCGUGGUAUUGACCGAAUUUUGGGUUUCAUAUAAGAUUUCAAAACAUUUGUUGUAUGGGCAGAACUUCAGGCUUGGCUUUGAUUCUCCAUUGUGUUUGUGGUGUUAGACAAACACCACAAACGCACUGUGUGUCAAACUUCAACGUGUUUGUGGCAUUGACUGAACUUCAAGCUACGUAUGAAACCUAAAUUUGUUUGUGUUAUCGACCGAUCUUGGGCUCUGCCGUCAAACUUCAAUACAUUAGGGGUAUCGACUAAACUUUGGCCUGGGUAAUGAACUUCAUUUAGCUUGUUGUAUUGACCGAACUUCGGGUUUCCUAUGGAUUGAUUUUCGUUGCGUUUGUGGUGUUGGCUGAACACCACUAACAGACUGGGUAUCAAACUUCGAUAAAGUAGGGGUUUCAGCCAAACUUUGGGCUGGGUAAUGAACUUCAUCUAUCUUGUGGUAUUGACCGAACCCUGGGGGGUUUCCUAUUGAACUCCAAUAUUGGUAACGACUGAAUUUCAGGCUGGGUAUCAAACUUAUAAUAAUCAUUUAUCAGCGGCAGUUAGCAUGCAGCAUACCGCUAAGCGCUAAGUCUCAAAGGUUUUACCGUAAUGUUUUUGUUGGGUAAAAACUGAGGGAUUGGUAUCAAUUCCAGGUAUCGAUUGAUAUCUUAUCAAAAAAAAAAAAAUACCCAGCUCUAAUUGGUUGGACACUGAAUUGUCCACACACACAAUUUCUUUAAUCGUAUCAUCAGUAUGUUUACAUCUGUUACAGGUAAUCCCUCUCCUCGGAUUACCACGGCAGAGAACACAGUGCCAGUUUUUGAGUAUCGGCGGCUUCGUAGGAGCACUUGAACUAUGCAUCAGUAGUUGUAGGUGAUUACUAAAGUAGUACGGACACCGUUAUGGCGAAGUCUUAGCGGUGAUCCGGAUCAAUGAACAACCAAAAAGUGCUGCAGAAGACGAGUCGGCCGUCCCCAGCCUCGUAAUGUAACCGGUGGUUUGGAUGUAAAAGACGUGUUAACAAUGUCACUGAGAAGAAACCAGGUGUUUAAAAAAAUAAUAAUAAUUUCCUAAUGGUACUUUUAUAAAGUGUUUGUACCUCUUUUGCACGACAGAGCUGUAAAUGGAUUAUGCCAUCUGAAUGUGUGUGUGACUGUGUGUGUGUGUGUGUCCGUCUGCACCCGGCACAAUGCACUGUAACGUUGAUGCAUGUCAACCGCUGUAACGAUAAAAACCUAUAUUGGGUUUAAAGAGCAGCUUAAGCUCUUGUUACUCCUGUUUUUUUCUUUCUUCUUCUUCUUCUUCUCUUUGUCUUCACUCUGAGCUUCUAUUUAUGAAACACACACAGUAUAUUUGUACAGAGAAAAUGAUAAUUUUGCAUCUUCUGUGAUGGUCUAGACUUUUACUGAACUCCUGCAUGAGAGCAAUAAACUAUUUUGAAUGAAA